GGUAUAUUGAAUUUUAUGAUGCAAUGUCAGUCCCUAUGGCAAUAGCAAUCUCUGGUCAACUUCUUCUUGGUCAGCCGGUAAUGGUUAAACCAUCAGAGGCUGAAAAGAAUCUUGUUCAAUCCACUACAUCUGCUGCUGGAGGAACAGGGGGGCUUACAGGUCCGUAUUCUGGGGGAGCCAGAAGGCUGUAUGUUGGCAAUCUGCAUUUCAAUAUCAAAGAAGACCAACUUCGUCAGGUUUUUGAAGCAUUUGGUACUGUGGAGCUUGUGCAGUUGCCUACUGAUCUUAUUACUGGGCAUUCCAAAGGUUAUGGUUUUAUUCAGUUUGCACGUCUUGAGGAUGCGAGAGCCGCACAGAGUUUAAAUGGAAAUCUGGAGAUAGCAGGCCAACUUAUCAAGGUAUCAGUUGUUACCGAUCAAUCUGGAAUGCAAGAUGUUGGUGCAAAUACUGGUGACUUUGAUGAUGAUGAGGGUGGUGGCUUGUCUCUGAAUGCACACUCUCGAACACUUCUGAUGCACAAGUUGGACCGUAGUGGAGCUGCUACGAGUCCUGGCCUUCCCCUGCCCACAGCACCAAUUAUUGGUGCCACACCUGCAGUGCCUCCUCUUGUGCAAGCUCCUGUUCCUAUGGUUGCAGGAUUGCCCGGUACAGGUCUUGCAAUGCCUCCUGUAACUGUUCCUUCUGUCGCUAUCAUUGGGGUCCCAAGCGAAUGUUUAUUGUUGAAGAACAUGUUUGAUCCAAAAUUAGAGAUGGAACCAGAUUUUGACAUGGAUAUUAAAGAUGAUGUUAAGGAUGAAUGUUCUAAGUUUGGGACACUAAAGCAUAUUUAUGUGGAAAAGAAUAGUGCUGGAUUUGUAUACUUGCGAUUUGAAAAUACGCAAUCUUCCAUAAAUGCACAACGUGCCCUCCAUGGGAGAUGGUUUGCUGGCAAGAUGAUCACUGCAACCUUCAUGCUGCCCCAGAAUUAUGAGGCUAAAUUUCCUGACAGUAUAUAGGAUGCGGCAGUGCAAAUGCAAUCCGAGUUAAAUAGUUUUACCUGCGUACAUGCUGGCUUAGAUGGCUUCUGAAUUGUAUUAAUUUAUUGUUCACACUAAUAUGGACGAAGGGAUGAAGUCUCUUUUGUGUAAUGAAACGAAAGUAGAUAUUCUUGGUUGCAGCGUUGUAUAUGAACCUAAAUGAAGCAGACAUGUUUGCGUAGACAUUCAUGAAAUUUUGCUGACUACAUAAACAGACUGAUUGCUUUGAGUAGUUAUAGUAGCCUUGUCAGCAAGAUGCACUUUGCUGUUGGUUCCUCUACAAGGGCGGGAUGAGCCUGGCUUGUGCUAAAACUUAGUGCUUGGACCAGAACUCAGUACAAUGGUCUGCUCCUGGUUUCGGAAAUCAUGUACUACAUUCCAGGGUAAUGUCUGUUUCUUCCUCAAUCUUUAAGCC
Messenger RNA from Ilex paraguariensis (yerba mate), 1431 nucleotides. The record is from the annotation of a GenBank genome assembly. NCBI's taxonomy places the organism in Eukaryota, Viridiplantae, Streptophyta, Magnoliopsida, Aquifoliales, Aquifoliaceae.